UUCAUAGUCAGAGAGGUGUAGCCUCAAACAUUGGCUGGAUACUUGGUGGUAACAAAGGCUCUGGCUGCUAGCAGCAAUUUCCCCUAUGCCUUUCUCAGGUUAAUAAUGUACACACCUGGAGAAGACAACAGAAGAAAGCCAAAUUCCUUGCCAUCACCUGCAGCACAUUCAGACCUCCAGACACAAGUUUAGUGGGAGAAACAAAACCUAUUAGAGAGUUCUAUUUUCAGAGCAUUAACAGUAAAGGGCUUGGCCAUUUGUUGUUAUUCGACACAGAUUUCGUGAAAGUGAUCCUCACUUGUGACCAUUCUUGUUUGCAUGCCUUUGCAUGGGGCUUUAUAGGACAUCCUGAGCCUACACGAACAUGCCUCUUAACCCUGUUGCUGUUACUUCUGCUUGAAGGCAAGCAGCUCCUGAGAACUGCAGAAAAUAUGAUCACACUAUUAUUUUAAAUUAACCACAGAUGAGAUGCAGUGCAGCUGCAGAAUGACAUCCUUUGUUCAUUUGAAUAAUCCUUGUGUUACAAUUUGUUUAGAGGACACAGUUAUUACCUGCUUAUAGAGGCAUGCAAACCGUUCUUCAGAUCCAACUUGUGGCCACAAUUGGUCUGUAUUAAAAUAUGUUAACCUGUACAUAAAAUCACAUUCUUUUCUACAGCAGUAAAGUUUUAUCUUUAUCUUUAUUGCCCCUUGCUUUAAAUUUGUAUGUGACAUCUUUUUUGUCUCAACACUCCUCAUUUUAAAUUCCUAUCUGCAAUUGAUCUACAGAUGCUGUUCCUUUCCUACAUUUGAGGCAAUGAGUGAUUUAUAUAUUUAUUUCAAUGAAUAAAUGAGCCAACUAACAUAAGUCAAGUUACCAUAUCAAUAAUCUGACUUGUUAGUCUUCCUGGGUUGACACAGCACAACGUAUAAAAAAAUAUUUGAAUGUCCAUCUUGAGAUUUGUUUUGUAGACACGUUAUUUGAAUUUGUCAAAGUCAUCGUAGGUUUUGUUUAUAUGUAUGCAAACGUUCAUUCUGUCACUAGUUCAGUCCAAGAGCAAGAGAACAAAACCACACGUCUCAUUCCUCCCAGGCAAAAGACUGAACCAGGAUGGAGAGGAUUGUUGUCAGAGUGCUCAUUAUUACAAGUGCGUGCUGUUUCUCUAAAAGACAUGUCUAUAUCGCACAAGACAAGACAUGGAAAGAUGCUCAGGAAUUCUGCCAGGACCACUUCAUUGACCUUUCACCAAUCACCAGUGAGUUGGAGGAAAUGGUGUUCAGAGAAACUAUCCAAAACGAGAUUGGAUGGAUUGGUCUCCACAGGGAUUUCAGAAGCAGUACUGGAUGGAAGUGGUCAGGAGGAGAAGACGUUACCUACCAAAACUGGAAUUAUGGAGCAUACGACGGUCAGGAUUUUAUCUACUGGACAAAGGAUGGAUGGAAAUCUGAUAUUAAUGGAACUCGUAGACAUUUCUUCUGCUUUAAUAUGACCUUGGUGGAGCAGAUGCAUACCUGGGAGAAUGCUAUGCAGCACUGCAGACAGAGACAAAGUAACCUCUCCAGCCUGCUCUCUAAGACCGAGCGUCUCCUGGUGAUGAGGGAGGUGCAGGAUGCUGGCCUCACUGGCCUGGUGUGGACAGGGCUGCGUUACCUGGGUGGCUCCUGGCUCUGGGUGGACAGCAGCCCUCUGGCUGGUGACUGGCACGAAGGAGGAGACCAGUGUCCAAAACAAAAUCGCUGCGGAGCUCUCAAUGCAGAGGGAGAGUGGGUGACCCAGGACUGCAAGGAGGAACACUUCUUCAUCUGCCACUGAAUCUCACUCAUGUUAUUUUAAGUUUGAAACAUGUCACUCUUGCUGGUUAGGUAAAAUGUUAAGAUUUUGCUUUGAAAUGCCACCUAGUACAGAUGUCAUUUUGCAAAUAUUUCUAUUACUGUCAUUUAUACUAUUAUGAUAAGGUGAAGUUAGUGUUGUGAUUUUAGCUUUGAGUUAUCUAGUUUGUGUCUUUGAAACUUAAGAUCAGAGGUUUGUGAAGAGAGCAAUACUCCAACUUUACUUGUUAAAUAUCUAAUUGAAUGUUGAUACAUUAGAAUUUGACUUAAAUCUUUUUAAUUACAAAUUUAUUUCAGAAGUUAGUAAUCUGGUUUAUUUGCAAAUGAAUGUCUAAUAUAAUUUUCUUUGUAUUCUAUGUAUUGUAUUUAAUAAUUGUGGUUAUAAUGGCUAGUUUUGGCUGUGCAACAGUCGUGUCAACUGAUAAUAUUUAGUAGCAGCAUGCAUACUCUGGUUUGUUAAUGACAUAGCUGAUAUAAUAGCUUUUAUCUAGAAAUACAGAAUGUUAUAUUCAUUAAAAAAUACAAUAAAGCAAAGUCAACUGCCUCUUGAUUUCUAACAACAGAAAGUCAAAAUUACUUGGAAAAUAAAAGAGGAAAAUUUAUUGACGGUAAAAACCAGGCAGGAGCAGCGUCUGUCUGAGCCAACAAA
Molecule: messenger RNA, 2457 nt
Organism: Lates calcarifer (barramundi perch)
Lineage: Eukaryota; Metazoa; Chordata; Actinopteri; Centropomidae
Product: lithostathine-2-like
Exons: 1
Coding region: 1090-1791 (233 amino acids)
Source: RefSeq, a predicted model, not a curated record